UGCCGGCCUUGGUUGUGAACUCACACUCCCCGGAAAAAUGAGUCAGGCGAGCAGAUUAUAAUGCCAGGAAAGGUUAAUCCCACCCAGUGUGAGGCACUAACUAUGGUCUGUGCUCAGGUCAUGGGAAAUCAUGUGGCAAUUACAGUGGGUGGAUCAAAUGGCCAUUUUGAACUUAAUGUGUUCAAGCCUAUGAUCGCUAGUAAUCUUUUACAUUCUGUGAGAUUGCUUGGGGAUGCAUCUGCUUCCUUCGAAAAGAACUGUGUGAGGGGAAUUCAAGCUAAUCGGGAAAGAAUUUCAAAAUUACUUCAUGAGUCACUAAUGCUUGUCACAGCCUUGAAUCCUAAAAUUGGUUACGACAAUGCUGCAGCAGUUGCCAAGCUAGCUCACAAGGAAGGAAGUACUCUAAAGGAAGCCGCAUUGAAACUUGGGGUGCUUACCAGUGAAGAAUUUGAUAGUCUUGUGGUGCCCCAUAAAAUGAUUGGCCCAUCUGACUGAUAACCCAACAAGGAGUUCCGUUCAAAGGUGUUGAGUAUUAGAAAUCAUUGAGAAGGAAUAAUGAUAAGCAGUGAUUCUAUUUUGUUAGAAUUUGAAACACAUUCUUAGAGGUUUUUCCUCCAAUUGCAUCUUAUUUAUCAGAUAAACAACUUCAGCUUUUGAUGGGGUUAAUAAUGAGAAGCCUCCCUCAUUUUGUAAGGCAUGUUCAUUGUAUUUGAGAAAAUCACAAGCGGCAAUGGAAAAAAUUAGUAUUCUUUUGGAAAAAAAAAAAAA
This is a messenger RNA of Jatropha curcas, 768 nucleotides long. Lineage: Eukaryota; Viridiplantae; Streptophyta; Magnoliopsida; Malpighiales; Euphorbiaceae. The record is from RefSeq and is a predicted model, not a curated record.